GUGUUACAACAUUUUUGGGACACCCUGUAUUCCAAUAAGUUCAAGUGCAAUAAUAAGUAUCGAGCCCUUAGUUAGUAGUGCCAUCGGUGGGAAAACGUCCAAGUUUGUAGUAAAAAUAGUUCUCAUUGUUGCUGCUACUAGGUGGUGCCACUAACUAAAGGGUCGAUAAAAAAAAAUAGUAAACAAAAGUAAAAUGUAAUGUAUUGAAAUAAUAUAUUGUAUAUAGUGUUAUAAACAGUUAUAAAGCAAAGAAUCGUAUUAAUUAUGGAUUUAUGAAAAAUAAAGGUAAUUGAUUAAAAUGUCGUCGAUGGUGCCACUGCAUUACCAUACUAUAUACAUAUAGCGAGUGAAAGAUUUGUCACGAGGCGCGACGUCAUGACAUUACUGAAGUUCUGAAUGUAUGUAAACAACAUAUAUAUUAUUACAUGGGAAGGUUAAUUACGACGUGAUAAUCAGUGAUAAUUGUUAGUAUUAUUGUGCAAUAAAUAAAAAAAAAAUACAUGUCGAAUUGAGUAACCUCCUCCUUUUCGAAGUCAGUUAAAAAUUACGUAAAAUGUAUUAUCGGAAAAUAAUUGGAAAUACAUUUAAGUAUCUACAAAUACUUACAAAAUCUAAUUAUAUUCCAAAUAUUAGUGUAUUGAAAUUAAAGAAAAAUACAUUCGUAAUGGUUGGGCCACAAAUGUCUAAAAUAAAACGGCAUUAUGGCAAAACGUUUCAAGAGCAAAAGGAUAUAUCACGAACAAUACUUUUUGUCCUUUCGGGUAGUUUUUUGUUUAAUUUAUUCGAUUCUGAAGAAACAAAAGAUGAUGUUGCAGAACUAGAAAUGACAAUUAAACGAUCGAUUUUAUUAAUUCAGAGGGGAGAAUUUCCAAAAGCAGAACAAAUGUUACAUGUCGCUUUGCGACAAGCUCAAACUUUACAACAUUAUGAUGGUAUAACUUAUGUAUAUGAUGUAAUGGCAAAUCUUGCAUAUAGUAUGAAUGAUUUUAAGAAAGCAGAAAAAUUGUUUGUAUCAGUUUUACAAAGAUUAAUAUCUAAAGGAGCUUCACAAGAUGAUCUAGCUGUCAUUCAUAUUAGUCUUAAAAUUGCUACCAUGUAUAACAAAAUGGAAGACACAGAAAAAGCAGAGAAUGGUUACAAGUUCUGUUUAAAAAAUUUACAAAAUCAUAUGGUUACUGACAGCGAGAAUAGAGAUGUUCUACAGUUGCUAGGUUUAACUCUAGAAUCUUAUGCAGCUAUGCUCUUGUUACAAUCACAUUAUACAGAUGCUAUGAAUUAUUUAACUCAAGCUUAUGAUAUAUCCGUAAAAAUAAAUGGUGAAGAACAUGAGCAAACUGUUGUUCUUUUGAAUGAUUUAGGAACUGUUAAUUGUAUGGUAAAAGAGUAUGAUCAAGCAAUUAAAUAUUUAUCUGAAGCCACAGAAAUAGGGAAAAAAUUACCUGAAAUGAGUGAUAUAGGUACUAUUCAGGUCAACUUGGGAAAUGCAUUUAUUAUGAAAGGAUUAUAUGAACAAGCAAAAAAAAAUUGUAUUGAAGGAAAGCGUUUAGGAAAAGCCAAUAAUCAUAAAGAGUCUGUAAUAGAAGCUGAAGAAUGCCUAGAAAAGAUAAAGAAACUAACAUCUUUAGUAUAAAUAUA
Hylaeus volcanicus is the source of this 1635-nucleotide messenger RNA. RefSeq names its product tetratricopeptide repeat protein 19 homolog, mitochondrial (gene Ttc19). NCBI's taxonomy places the organism in Eukaryota, Metazoa, Arthropoda, Insecta, Hymenoptera, Colletidae. Bases 554 to 1630 code for a protein of 358 amino acids. Gene Ontology annotation, molecular function: protein binding. The record is from RefSeq and is a predicted model, not a curated record. Gene Ontology annotation, cellular component: mitochondrial inner membrane. Gene Ontology annotation, biological process: mitochondrial respiratory chain complex III assembly. The transcript has 4 exons.